GUCACUCAGGAGCAAGCUCUGACCAGUCGGAGGGAGUGACACAUCCACAUUCAUUCCCUCCCUUCUCACCCAUCCUCACCUUACUCUCGAAUGCUCACAGGCAGUUAGGCAGAAGUACUCCCUGUGGUCCUGCCAGAGACAAGUCUGUUGAGUUUAAGAAAAAAAAAAAAACUGAGGCAAAGUAACAGCCUUAAAACUGUUGCCUUGAAGAAGCUGGGUGAAGAACUGUGAAAAGAUGAAUGGACCAGUGGAUGGCUUGUGUGACAAUUCUCUAAGUGCAGAAGGAGCCUUCAUGUUCACAUCUGAAUCUGUAGGAGAGGGACACCCAGACAAGAUUUGUGAUCAGAUCAGUGAUGCAGUGCUAGAUGCCCACCUCAAGCAGGACCCCAAUGCCAAGGUGGCCUGUGAGACAGUGUGUAAGACAGGCAUGGUGCUGCUAUGUGGGGAGAUCACCUCCAUGGCCACAGUGGACUACCAGCGAGUGGUGAGAGACACCAUCAAACACAUUGGCUACGAUGACUCUGCCAAGGGCUUUGACUUCAAGACCUGCAAUGUGCUGGUGGCUUUGGAGCAGCAGUCCCCAGAUAUUGCCCAGUGUGUUCAUCUAGAUAGAAACGAAGAGGAUGUUGGGGCCGGAGAUCAGGGUUUGAUGUUUGGCUAUGCCACUGAUGAGACAGAAGAGUGCAUGCCCCUCACCAUCAUCCUUGCUCACAAACUCAACUCCCGGAUGGCAGACCUGCGACGCUCUGGGGUGCUGCCCUGGCUGAGGCCCGACUCAAAGACUCAGGUGACAGUUCAGUACAUGCAGGACAAUGGUGCAGUCAUCCCCGUGCGCAUCCACACCAUUGUCAUCUCCGUACAGCACAACGAAGACAUAACACUGGAGGAUAUGCGCAAGGCCCUGAAGGAGAAAGUGAUCAGGGCUGUGGUGCCAGCCAAGUACCUGGAUGAAGACACCAUUUACCACCUUCAGCCCAGUGGGCGGUUUGUCAUUGGUGGUCCCCAGGGGGAUGCAGGUGUCACUGGCCGUAAGAUUAUCGUGGACACCUAUGGCGGCUGGGGGGCACAUGGUGGCGGGGCCUUCUCUGGGAAGGACUACACCAAGGUGGACCGCUCUGCAGCUUAUGCUGCCCGCUGGGUGGCCAAGUCUCUGGUGAAAGCAGGGCUCUGCCGGAGAGUGCUUGUGCAGGUUUCCUAUGCCAUUGGGGUGGCUACGCCACUGUCCAUUUCCAUCUUCACCUACGGAACCUCUCAGAAGACAGAGAAAGAGCUGCUAGAUGUGGUUAACAAGAAUUUUGACCUUCGACCUGGAGUCAUUGUCAGGGAUUUGGAUUUGAAGAAGCCCAUCUACCAGAAGACUGCAUGCUACGGCCAUUUUGGAAGAAGCGAAUUCCCAUGGGAGGUUCCCAAAAAGCUUGUAUUUUAGAGUGAGAAGUUGGACCUGUCCUUGCCCUGGGGGCAUCUGGGAGCCCCCAUUCCUCUGCUCCAGGUUUCCCGGCGCUCAGCUCUCCCAGACCAAAAGCUGCUGACUAUGGUCAAGAGAGAGUGCCCUAUCCCCUACCCCUGCCCCACUGAUCCCUCCUGGGCAAGGCCUAGACCCUCUGAUUUAGCCCUAUCCUGUCAUCAUCAUGAAUGGCAGGAAGCAGGCAGCUUCCUGGUGCUGAGGGUUCGAUCUCUUCGUGAGGACAGUCACGAUGUUCCCCUACCUCUUCCUGAGACAAGAUGAUGUUAAUUUAAUAGAAAAUUUACCAAGAAUAAAAUCCCCCUCCUCCCCCACAACCUGGACCCAGACCACACACCCCCACCCCCUGGCAUGUGCCAAGGUCAGUGCAUCUCCCAGAUCUCUGGCCAGAGCCUUGAGUCAGGGCCUUCACAAAGAGCCUCCCAGACCAGGCUUCUGGUCAGCAUAAGAACAGGGGCUGCCAUGGCCUAAGCACCCACAAUAAGCAAGGGUCUGAACUAAUCACUGAUGCCAUUUCUUCUUCAUUGCAACAUGAUAAGGUGUCACCUUUGUUAUCUCUGUUUAUAAAUGGGGAAAUGAAGCACAGAACGUGUAGGUAACUUUCACAAGGUCCCACAGCCACAUGUGUCAGGGCCUAGACAUGAAUCCAGGAGCUUUGACCCAGGAGUCUGGACCCCACUCGACCACCCAUCCUUGCUCCAGAAACAGGACUGAGCAAUGACAAAUCAGGUUGAAGUGAGGCUGUGGCCUCUGUCCUAAAGACCUGAGGUCGCUGGGAAUUAGGGGAUUGACUCACUGGCUAAUGGUGUGCCCUGAGCAAUGAUCUGAAAAUUGAGGACAGAAACAAAGGACUGUUUAUUUGCCUCAUUUAUAUCAGAAGACAGUUCAGAGUGAGCUGGCUGGGCUGGAGUUUGGAAUUAAGAAGCAACCACAUAACCCCAGCCACUGACCACUUAGGCACAUGAAGGGCAAGACCUCAUGAGAGGGCUGGGGUCUGUGAUUCAAGUCUAAUCCAGUCCCAUCGGCUUCCUGGAGUAGGAGAAGCCCUAGCACAGGCGGCUAGCCCCUGAAACAAGGCUCUGGAACCCUGAGUCCUUCAAGUCUUUCUCUCCCUCUGGCCCUUUCAUAGCCCUGCAAUCUCUGCUGUUAGAGUAAGUGGGUGAGCUCCUCAGAUCAUCCUGCCAGAGAAGCCAGCCCCAAGACCAAGAUAUCUAAGGUUCAGUGGUGACCUAGGGGGAAGGGCUUAAAUCCUAGUGGUGGACAAGUUGGCUGAGAUGUCAUGGGAGAUUCUGCCUUUGCCAGGUGGCUUCUGAGUCUACUUCUGAGGGACCCGAAGUAUCCUCAGUGCAAUAGGGUCUUAGAAGCUAUAUGUUCACCUGCUUUUCCAUCCAUUGCCAUGCACUUUACCUGUCCUCAGCCUAGGAAGCAUCUCUACCUUCUUUCCAGCUCCCCAGACCACAGGCUCAGGUAGGGGCUGCCAAGGGCCCCAGGAGAGCCCUGGGGACUGGGCUUCUUUCCGGGGCACAUGGUGCUGGUUCUGGCUGUGACAGGCAGCCCUAGAUGCCUCACCUGGGAGCAGACCACCUGUUUCUGGGCCCUAGGCCUGAAACACAAAGACCCUUGGGCAUCUCUUUCUAUCAGGAGAAAGGCUGCUCCAGAGAAGAAAAAGCCCAAAUUACCAUAAAAUUCUAGAGUUUGCAUAUGACACAGGAAGCUCUGGUCUUUCCAGUUACCCAGAAAGUCUCUGGUUCUUCUCAGGAGAGAGAGACUCAGCUUUGAAGGUGGCUGAGUCCUUCUACUCAGGUUAUAUUCAAAGAGAAAAUCCCCAACCCCCUAGAGAAAUAAGAUCUCUUUUUCUGUCAACAUUGUUUAUAUAGAGCCUAUAUAUAUAUUGGUUUUUCUAGGACAGUGAAUAAAGACCCACAGAGCAACUCUCUGAGCCUAGUUGAUUUUUGUCUACAAACCCUUCUCUUCAAGUGGCAUUACCUGGUCUUCCAUUCCUCAGGAUAGUGGGUGUCCUCCCCUUGGCAGUGCACCAAACAGGGGGGGUUGGUUCCUGGCCAUGUGGGGCUCACCCAGCAUGGAUUGAGUUUUCUUGUGCACCAGCUUCUAUGCUGCCACAGUCAUACUGUACCACACUGCCACUGAGAUAGUCCUAGAAACCCACUAACAUGUGGAGAACCUGAGGCCCAAAGAGGGUUUGGAAUGUGACCAAGGAAGUUUGGCUGUCAGGUGGCUCCUUAGUCUUCAGACUAUCCUCUCUGAUCACCAUUUGUUGCUGCUCUUAGUUCUUGUUUAUGGUUCAUUCUCCUGCCUCUUCCUGCAUGUUAUGCACAGUAAGGCUGACAAGAGGUGGGUGCUCAGGCAAUAUUUGUCAAAUGGUUGAAUAAGUGGAAUGGAUGAGGGGUUUGGUCUGCAGAGAGAUGAGCCAAGCCUAUAAAUGGGUGUUCAUUUCUUUUUCACAUGUUCUGUGAAGAGAAUUAAUAGAUGGUUAUUUUUGUUAAAAAUUGUCACUGCAGUAGCCUCUGGAGAUGUGGUCCUGAGGGCCUGGACAGAACAGGUAGGGAGGUGGGACCAGCACUGUUUCUUACAAGCACACGGUAGGGACAGGAGUCACCUCUGGAGAAUCGCCACGGUACAGAUGAGGGCAAGGCUAGGGGAGGAGAUCCUGAUAUGAAAGAGGUGGACCUAGGGUGCCAGGAAGGGCGGAUGUGCAGAAAGACCUCAAGGGUGGCAGAGAGGAGGAGAAAACCAAAGGCAGGAGGGCUCCUGAGUCUUGUCUGAGAUAGAAUCUGUGCCUUGAGAAGCCACUACAUGGUUUAUACAGUGAAAUCUUUUUCCUAGAAAAUAGUACAUAUUUUUCAAACACUCAUACAAACAAAAAACCUCACAUGAAACACACUGGAAUGCUUGCCGGUGGGGGAACAUGGUAAAUAAAUGGUCUCCAUAGGCAUAAAGGCCAAAUACUGAAAGCAAGUUUUGAGCCGUAAAGCCCCAAGUGUUAAGAUGCAGAGGGAGCAUCCAGGGGGGUGGGAGGAAAGCCAGGAGAGUGGGGGUGUCCUUGGAAGCCAGGAGAAGAUACCAUUUCUAGGAUGAAGGAGGGGUCACUGGUGUGAAAUGGUACUGAUGAGUUAGAUGCAUGAGGCCUCAGAAUGUGCACUGACUUUCAUCUCGUGGAGGUCAUUGGUGACCUGGGAAAGGGAAACCUGGUCAAGAAAAUGUUAAUAUGGCCAUAUUCCCCAUCCCAUUUGGAAUCCUUUAGUGUCUCUGAUACAUUCUGAAUAAAGGUCAAGAGACAUGACUAAGCUGUGACAACCCUGUGUUCUUGUCCAUUGACCAUCAGUUUACCCUCGUUCUGGGCUUCAUUCCCCACCCCCAUUCCAGAUUCCCUGCCUUCUUUGGCUUUCCCAAACAGGUCCAGCUAUUCCUACUUAGGCCUUUGCAUAUGCCAUUCACUCUGUGAUGCUCUUUUCUCUUUGAAUGGGUGCUCCCUCUUAUCCUAUAGACUUCAGGAAAACACUCCUACGUUUCUGAAAAACUCCUUCCUUGAUAACCUCCCUUUUCUAUUCCAUUCUAUUUUUAGUUUCUUGUUCAGUGUUUAACAAAAUGUAUAAAUAUGUGUUUCCCUUUUUAACCUCCUUGGUGGCCAUCCCUCUCAUGACUUCUUCCACACCUACCCAUCCUCCCUUCUCUUCACAGGUAUUCCUCUGAAUCCUUUCAGUCUCAGCUUGCAAGUCACUCUGCAGAAAGGCACUCUCAAACAUCCUCCAUAAACUAUGCCCAACACCAUCUUUAUCUGGUACUGGGCUAUUGAAGGCUGUAAUUCUUUUUUUAAUCUAAAUUUCAUGGUUAGAAGCUCUCCCUUGAAGAUUAGAAGUAAUAUAAAAAUCCCCCAUAUUGCUACAUCUCUUCAACUGUACUGGAAAUGCCAUUCAGUGCAAAAGGUCAGGAAAAAAAGAUACAUAAAUUGAAUAGGGAAAAACAAAAAAACAUUUAAAGAUGAGUUGAUUAGAUAUAGAAAAAAGCCAGAAGAAUCCGCUUGCCUCAUUAUAAUUAAUAAAUAACUUUAGCAAGCCUCUGGGAUGUAAGGUAAAUAUUGAAAAAUCAAUUGCAUGUUUAUAUAUCUGUAAUAAACAGCUAGAAAUGAA
Messenger RNA from Phyllostomus discolor (pale spear-nosed bat), 5610 nucleotides. It is a transcript of the gene MAT1A, whose product is annotated as methionine adenosyltransferase 1A. Gene Ontology annotation, biological process: S-adenosylmethionine biosynthetic process. Lineage: Eukaryota; Metazoa; Chordata; Mammalia; Chiroptera; Phyllostomidae. Bases 236 to 1426 code for a protein of 396 amino acids. The transcript has 9 exons. Gene Ontology annotation, molecular function: methionine adenosyltransferase activity; ATP binding. Gene Ontology annotation, cellular component: cytosol. The record is from RefSeq and is a predicted model, not a curated record.